AUGUCGUCUCUUGACGAUGAAAAAGCUGCUCAGUAUUCGCAAGCAGAGGUACUCAGCUCAGAUUCUUCCGACACGUCUGAGCCGUUAUACGAUCCCGAUGUUGGCAAGUCGGCAGAAGAGCGAGCUCGUCUCGACAAGCAAAUUGUGCGAAAGAUCGAUCUCUGGCUCAUACCAUGGCUUUGCUUGCUUUAUCUGCUGUCGUUCCUAGACAGAACAAACAUCGGGAAUGCACGCCUUGCUGGCCUCGAGGACGAUCUACAUUUCAAGGGCUUCGACUACAACAUCACAUUGAUCAUCUUCUUCAUAUCAUACGCCGGGGCUGAGCCUCUUACGAAUCUGAUACUGAAGCGUCUAUCUCCGCGAGUUUUCUUCACAUCCAUCAUUCUUCUCUGGGGUUUGAUGAUGAUGUGCAUGGGGUUUGUAAAGAACAUGGCAAGCCUGCUCGUUGUUCGCUUUCUACUGGGCCUUGCUGAGGCCGGUCUUUUCCCUGGUGUCAACUACUAUCUGUCCUGCUGGUACAAAAGAUCUGAACUUGGCAUUCGUAUUGCAAUAUUCUUCUCAGCCGCUGCUCUUGCUGGUGCCUUUGGUGGUCUGCUCGCAGCCGCUAUUGCUCAAAUGGCUGGCAUGGGAGGGCUCUCUGGAUGGGCUUGGAUCUUCAUUAUCGAGGGUCUGGCAACCAUUUUCGUGGGCUGCUUCUGCUGGUGGAUGGUGUUUGACUGGCCACAGACCGCUCGCUUCUUGACUGUCGAGGAGCGGCAACGAGUUCUUUGUCGUCUCGCAAAUGACAAACAAGGUAGUGCCGGCACCGAAGACUACCAUAAGCUUCACGUCAUGGCAGCUCUGAAGGACUGGAAGACGUAUUCGUACGCCGUCAUCUCCAUGGGCUUCUUCAUGCCACUGUACUCCUUUUCGCUCUUUCUACCAACAAUUCUAGCCGGGAUGGGCCACACCGGCACUCGUGCUCAACUCCUCACCGUUCCACCAUAUGCCGUCGCCGCUGCCCUCACAGUAGCAGUCGGAUGGUUUGCAGACCGGACACAAUGGCGCGGAUACUGCAAUAUCUGCAUCCCACUGCUUGGCAUCGCCGGCUUCAGUAUGUUGUUGGCAACAUCUGAUCCACACAUCCAAUAUGCUGGAACAUUUCUUGGUGCAAUGGGCAUCUAUCCUUGCGUGCCGAACUCUCUCGCAUGGGUGGCGAACAACAUCGAAGGCACUUACAAACGUGGAGUCGUGAUUGGGAUCGUGGUCGGAUGGGGCAAUCUCAAUGGAAUGGUUUCCUCUUCGAUCUACAACGCAAAGCAAAAGCCACGUUAUCAAACUGGACAUGGAGUCGUGUUGGGUUAUCUGACCUUUUGCCUGCUUGGAGGGUCUUUAUUCACGCAUUUGAUGCUCAGGGCAGAGAACAGACGACGUCGAUCUGGCGCGAGGGAUGGCAUGCUUGCCGGGAAGAGCGCCGAGCAAGUGUGGGCUGCUGGAGAUGAAAGGCCUGACUUUGUCUAUACAUUGUGA
Molecule: messenger RNA, 1509 nt
Organism: Ramularia collo-cygni
Lineage: Eukaryota; Fungi; Ascomycota; Dothideomycetes; Mycosphaerellales; Mycosphaerellaceae
Product: related to allantoate permease
Exons: 6
Coding region: 1-1509 (502 amino acids)
Biological process (GO): transmembrane transport
Cellular component (GO): membrane
Molecular function (GO): transmembrane transporter activity
Source: RefSeq, a predicted model, not a curated record